Mycotypha africana is the source of this 306-nucleotide messenger RNA. RefSeq lists its product as uncharacterized. The record is from RefSeq and is a predicted model, not a curated record. Gene Ontology annotation, molecular function: protein binding. The annotation marks the transcript as partial. The transcript has a single exon. Lineage: Eukaryota; Fungi; Mucoromycota; Mucoromycetes; Mucorales; Mycotyphaceae.
CCACCAGCUGUGCCCUAUUUGGAAAGUCUUACUUGUUUGCAAUUACAUAAUAAUAACUUGAAGCACCUGCCCGAUGAACUAUGGCGCCUAAUGAAUCUGAAAGAACUCAAUGUUGGACACAAUCAACUUGAAGAAAUACCCCCUCAGUUGGGCCACCUCACUCAGCUCGAAGAAAUAUUUUUGCACAAUAAUCAACUUAAACGGAUACCCACACAAAUCGGAAGAUUAACGCAGUUACGUGUGGUAGAUUUGACGCAUAAUCAAUUGACAGAACUUCCAGGCGAAUUAUUCCAUUUGGAAAAGCUA